Molecule: messenger RNA, 2129 nt
Organism: Triticum dicoccoides
Lineage: Eukaryota; Viridiplantae; Streptophyta; Magnoliopsida; Poales; Poaceae
Product: CBL-interacting protein kinase 26-like
Exons: 1
Coding region: 289-1764 (491 amino acids)
Biological process (GO): protein phosphorylation; signal transduction
Molecular function (GO): ATP binding; protein serine/threonine kinase activity
Source: RefSeq, a predicted model, not a curated record
GCUUGUUUAUCUUUCGUUGCAGUUCUGGACUGGUGACACCGUAACGGAUUUAUCUUGGAAAACUCGGAAGUGCUCCGGGGAGUUUGGCCCAGAAUUUCCUUGUUGAGUUAUCACAAGAGUGGAGGCUCCAUACUGGUUCGGUAUUUGUGCGUUACACCUGCGUCUGGAGCACAGGAGUGGGAUAUUGUCGUGGUAGGCCACAUACCUAUUAAUAGACCACGGUAAACGUAGUGCAUAGUGGACGCUGAAAGCACUAUUCGGCUUUCUAAAUAUAGAUAGAUUGCUAUAAUGGAUGAAAGGAGGACGAUUUUGAUGGACCGUUAUGAAAUCGGGAGGCACUUAGGGCAAGGGAACUUUGCCAAGGUAUAUUAUGGUCGGAAUCUUGCAACUGGGCAGGCUGUUGCGAUAAAGAUGAUCGAUAAGGAGAAGGUUUCAAGGAUUGGCCUAAUUGUGCAGAUAAAGAGAGAGAUCUCAAUAAUGGGAUUGGUAAGGCAUCCCAACGUGUUGAAGCUUUUCGAGGUAAUGGCUAGCAAGAGCAAGAUUUACUUUGUUUUGGAAUAUGCCAAAGGCGGCGAGCUUUUCAACAAAAUAACCAAGGGAAAGUUAAGCGAGGAUGCUGCGAGGAGAUACUUCCAUCAGCUCAUCAGUGCCGUGGACUACUGCCAUAGCCGAGGUGUUUAUCAUCGCGACUUGAAGCCGGAGAACCUACUCCUGGAUGAGAAUGAAAACCUUAAAGUCUCUGAUUUCGGGCUAAGUGCCCUGGCCGAGUCCACGAGACAAGAUGGCCUCCUCCAUACCACCUGUGGAACUCCAGCUUAUGUUGCCCCUGAAGUGCUUAGCAGGAGAGGCUAUGACGGUGCGAAGGCUGACAUAUGGUCCUGUGGAGUAAUUCUAUUUGUGCUGGUGGCUGGUUUCCUUCCUUUCCACGACACAAAUCUUAUAGAGAUGUAUAGGAAGAUCUCCAGGGCUGAAUAUAGAUGCCCUCGCCCUUUUUCUGUUGAGCUAAAGGAUCUACUGUAUAAGAUUCUUGAUCCAGACCCAAGCACUAGGGCUUCUGUUUCAAGGAUAAAGAGAAGCGCUUGGUACAGGAAACCCGUUGAUGUAAAUGGACUGAAGAUUAAACAAGAAACAAGAGAUAAGGUUCAGAAAGGUGAACCCACAACCUCUGAAUCAACAGAAGGCAUCAAUGCAGAGGUUAACCAAGAAGCGUCAUCAAGCCUCACAAACUUGAAUGCCUUUGACAUAAUUUCUCUCUCAACUGGGUUUGACCUAUCCAAUUUGUUCGAGGAGAAGUAUGGCCGGAGGGAGGUCAGAUUUACCACUAGGCAGCCAGCAGAGGCUAUAUUUGCCAAGCUGAAUGAAGUGGCCAAGAAAUUGAAGCUCAAAAUCAAGAAGAAAGAAAACGGUGUCUUGAAAUUGGCAGCACCAAAGGAAGGAAUGAAGGGCAUUCUUGAGUUUGAUGCAGAGGUUUUUGAGUUUGCGCCUUCUUUGCAUUUAGUUGAAUUAAAGAAAACCAAUGGAGACACUAUAGAGUAUAAACAACUGAUGAAAGAUGAGAUAAGGCCCGCACUUAAGGAUGUGGUUUGGGCGUGGCAAGGCGAGUCGCACCCGCUCCCUGAGAAAUUUAUCCGAGGAGAGCAGCAGCAGUCACCUUUGCCAUCACUGCAGCAGCAAUCACCUUUGUCAUCGCAGCAGCAGCAAUCACCUUUGCCAUUGCAGCAGCACCAGCAAUCACCUUUGCCAUCGCAGCAGCCACAGGAGUAAUCGGCCCCAUUGCCAAUCUGCUACCACAAAAGCACAGGACGAGAUGCAGCCACUGCCGCCAUGGCAUCAGCAGUACCUACCAAAAACUAUUGUUGGCAGCACCUAUAAACCAUGCGGAGCAUUGCAACGGCCAGGAUACAUGUCACUGGUUCAUCAGGUUUACCCUGUGUUAGUAGAUCAGUUGCCUAUCAUUUGGCAUUUCCCCCUUCUUUUUAGCUCCUUUUGUAUUGCUGUAUUUUCUUCUGAUGUUGUAUAUUCCUUUGCCAAAAGCACGCUCAAUUUUGGGGACCUUUGUGCACUGCAGAAAUUUGUGUUCACUGUGGCUGAAGAUAUUGAAUAGCGAUAAUAGAAAUGGCAUGCAACCA